Molecule: messenger RNA, 2065 nt
Organism: Chrysochloris asiatica (Cape golden mole)
Lineage: Eukaryota; Metazoa; Chordata; Mammalia; Afrosoricida; Chrysochloridae
Gene: FAF2
Product: Fas associated factor family member 2
Exons: 11
Coding region: 26-1363 (445 amino acids)
Cellular component (GO): endoplasmic reticulum
Molecular function (GO): ubiquitin binding
Source: RefSeq, a predicted model, not a curated record
UCAGAAGCGUAGAGGCGGCGGCAAAAUGGCGGCGCCUGAGGAGCGGGAUCUAACCCAGGAGCAGACAGAGAAGCUGCUACAGUUUCAGGAUCUAACUGGCAUAGAAUCUAUGGAUCAAUGUCGCCAUACCUUGGAACAGCAUAACUGGAACAUAGAGGCUGCUGUACAAGACAGAUUGAAUGAGCAAGAGGGUGUACCAAGUGUUUUCAACCCGCCUCCUUCCCGACCUCUGCAGGUUAAUACAGCAGACCACAGGAUCUACAGCUAUGUUGUCUCAAGACCACAACCAAGGGGGCUGCUUGGAUGGGGUUAUUACUUGAUAAUGCUUCCAUUCCGGUUUACCUAUUACACGAUACUUGAUAUAUUUAGGUUUGCUCUUCGUUUUAUACGGCCUGACCCUCGCAGUCGGGUCACAGACCCUGUUGGGGACAUUGUUUCCUUUAUGCACUCUUUUGAAGAGAAAUAUGGGCGGGCACACCCUGUCUUCUACCAGGGAACGUACAGCCAGGCGCUUAAUGAUGCCAAGCGGGAGCUUCGCUUUCUUUUGGUUUACCUUCAUGGUGAUGAUCACCAGGACUCUGAUGAGUUCUGUCGCAACACACUCUGUGCACCUGAAGUUAUUGCACUUAUUAACACCAGGAUGCUCUUCUGGGCAUGCUCCACAAAUAAACCUGAGGGCUACAGGGUAUCCCAGGCUUUGCGAGAGAACACAUAUCCAUUCCUGGCCAUGAUUAUGCUAAAGGAUCGGAGAAUGACUGUGGUGGGACGCUUAGAAGGCCUCAUUCAACCUGAUGACCUCAUUAACCAACUGACAUUUAUCAUGGACGCAAACCAGACUUACCUGGUGUCAGAACGCCUAGAAAGGGAAGAAAGAAACCAGACCCAGGUGCUGAGGCAGCAGCAAGAUGAGGCAUACCUGGCCUCUCUGAGGGCUGACCAAGAGAAAGAAAGAAAGAAACGUGAGGAGCGUGAACGCAGACGGCGGAAGGAAGAGGAGGUGCAGCAGCAAAAGUUGGCCGAGGAGAGACGGCGACAGAAUUUACAGGAGGAAAAAGAAAAGAAGUUGGAGUGCCUACCCCCUGAACCUUCCCCUGAUGACCCUGAAAGUGUCAAGAUCAUUUUCAAAUUGCCCAAUGAUUCUCGAGUAGAGAGACGAUUCCACUUUUCACAGUCUCUAACAGUAAUCCACGAUUUCUUAUUCUCCUUGAAAGAAAGCCCUGAAAAGUUUCAGAUUGAAGCCAACUUUCCCAGACGAGUGCUGCCCUGUGUCCCCUCAGAGGAGUGGCCCAACCCUCCUUCACUGCAGGAGGCCGGACUCAGCCACACAGAAGUUCUCUUUGUUCAGGACCUAACAGAUGAAUGACACUUUUUCUUCCUUUCUCCUCCCACCCCAGCCCCUAAAAGAAAUGGAAAAAACAAAGCAAACAAAAAGACAACAACAAAAAAAAAGAGAGAGAAAUUCAUAUUAUUAUUAUUAUUAUUAUAAUACAAUAUUUUUUUUAAAAAAACUGCUGCAUCCUAAGGAAGGAUCAGAAACCAUGCUGCCUGCAAGAGUCACAGCCUGUGUGUGUGCGAGAGAGGUUAGCAACAAACGGACCCGCUCGGCAAGCUCCCUUCCCUCCUGCUCUGCACCACGCGUCUGCUACCAAAAGGAGACUCUUCACCUGCCACUCAUACACUGUCAGGACUGGGGAAGGGGCCAGUCCCACCAAUUUUCAUUCAUUCUUGCAUUUAUGGAAACUGAAAAUGAAAAACCUUCAUGAACCAGCUACUGCAGAUCUCCUGAGGACCUGCUUCUUCGGCCUCUGGAGAAGAAAGGAAGAGAAGGGACAAAACAAAGUGUUCCCUGAACUUCCCACAAUUGAUUUAAUAAUUUUUAAUUCUUAUUGGUUGCUUUAUAAUGACCAAAGGAAAGAGGCUGACAGGUGUUUUGUUGUGUUUUUUUUCCCUUUCUUUCUUUCUUAACUUUAUUUGAUAAAGAAUCAAUUCUUAAACCCACAAGUUCAAGCCCCAGCUCGUUGGCCCCCAAGAGUGUAAUAAAGGUGCCUGGGCUGGUUUGGGCUUA